AUGGGGAUCCACAAUAAAUACAAGAUACAGUAGCUAAAUGGAAACGCACCCUAGCAGGCAAAUGUCAUCUAUUUUCAAUGCAACUUUCUAAAUGUCAACAGCAACAAAAAUGACUAGACAAGUUAAUGGAAACACAGUUAAUGACAAAUGUAUACAUUUUGGAGGAAAUUAUACCACCACCCAAAAGGACACUUUAGAGAGUGGAAAGGCAAAGGGGCAGAGCCCUAUCUGUGCACGUGCAUGUCUGUAGUAACAACCCGAGGUAAGAGUUGCUCUCAGGGUCAGCUGAUCUAGGACCCAAUUACCCUCUACAAAUCAUAACCUGAGGAGGAAACCAAAAAUGAUCUUAGAUCAGUAUCUAAGGACACGUUUGUCCUAUUCACCAUAGCACUGCUUCACCUGCCAUACACUGAAAAUGCACCUGUCAGACGAGAUAGACAGACUAGAUGGGGAGGGAGGGUGGAGUCUAUUCUCUUGUGAUAACUGUACAUGCUAGUGGUUCUACCUGUUACACCUGCUCUGACAUCAACUUCCCUCCCCCCGCCUCUGCCUCUCCCAUGUGUCAGCUGAGCCACAGGAGGAAUCGGCAGCAUGGAUCGUCUCUCUGUCUGUCCAUAGACAAACUGCCCCCAUCUACAGAUAAAGAAAGAGGAGUGUCAGUGUUAGACUAGCCCUAACCUGUUCUCUCUCUUUCUCCUUCAUUUUCACCUCUGUUACACUGUCUCACUACAUUGGCGCCUUGGGAGACAAGAGAGAGGCUUGUCUCUGCUGUUCUCUCUCUUUUUCUCUCGUUUUCCCUCUCCUGGGACCUAAUGCAGUAGCGCCCCUAUACCAGGCGGAGGAGGAACCCACCAGGGCUCAACAACGGCACAGUAUGAGUGACGAAAGCUACAACUUUGUCUUCAAAGUGGUUCUGAUUGGUGAGUCUGGUGUUGGGAAAAGCAACCUGCUGUCUCGCUUCACCAAGAAUGAGUUUAACCACGACAGCCGCACCACCAUCGGAGUGGAGUUCAGCACCCGCACUGUUCAGCUGGAUACCUUCGCCAUCAAGGCUCAGAUCUGGGACACGGCAGGGCUGGAGAGAUACAGAGCCAACACCUCCGCGUACUACAGAGGGGCGGUGGGGGCUCUGCUGGUGUAUGACAUCACCAAGCACCUAACCUAUGAGAGUGUGGAGCGUUGGUUGAAGGAGCUGUACGACCACACCGACCCCCACAUGGUGGUCAUGCUGGUGGGCAACAAGAGUGAUCUGGAUACGCUGAGGACCGUGCCCACCGAGGAGGCCAAGGACUUCACAGAAAAGAAUAGCCUCUUGUUUAUGGAGACGUCAGCUCUGGAUUCUACCAACGUUGAAGCUGCUUUCCAGGAAGUUCUCACAGCGAUCCACAAGAAGGUGGCCAGUCGAGAGGUGCCCCGCGUGUCCAUCACUGCCUUGACCCUGUCCAGUACUAUUGGAACAGCUAGCGACGCCCAGGAGAAACGCAGUACCUGCUGCAAGAACCUCUGACUGGUUCUGACCAGGUUUGACCUGUUCUAUCUGAUUAUCUUCAGUUCUACACAGAAUCUUCCUACUCUGCCCUCAUUCAGGUUAAAGGGAAUAGUGUAUAGGACUGUCCAAACCAAAGACCAGGCAAGUCAAAUCAAGUCACAUUUAAAUUACAGUGCAUUUCACAAUUCUCAACAAGACAGAUUUAAGAGACAUGCCACAUUUAUGUACAGUUGAUCAAUGUUGACACUAUUGGUGCUACUGCUUGGCUAAAUGUUGCUGACCACAACAUAUUUUUUCUUCUUCUGUAUGCUCGUUUUUAAACUGUAUUAGUUAUUAUACAGCAAAUAAAUCUUGAUUUGGUAUA
This is a messenger RNA of Oncorhynchus tshawytscha (Chinook salmon), 1853 nucleotides long. Its product is annotated as ras-related protein Rab-25-like. Gene Ontology annotation, molecular function: GTPase activity; GTP binding. Bases 875 to 1507 code for a protein of 210 amino acids. Gene Ontology annotation, cellular component: recycling endosome. NCBI's taxonomy places the organism in Eukaryota, Metazoa, Chordata, Actinopteri, Salmoniformes, Salmonidae. Gene Ontology annotation, biological process: exocytosis. The transcript has 5 exons. The record is from RefSeq and is a predicted model, not a curated record.